AUGGAAAAACUUGUCCUUCCCCUAAUUUUACUUGUCAUUUUCUCUAUCUUUAUUGUUGAAUCGGGUGCAAUCGUGCCUAAAUUCGUAGAGUCACAAUGCAAGCACACUCGUUAUCCAGGUCUAUGUGUGAGUUCGUUAGCAACACAUUUAAAUCCAACGUCACAAGAUCCUCAAGAAAUAGCUCAAGCUGCUUUAAAAGUGAGUAUAGUUAAGGCAGUAUACACAAAAAACUACUUGCAAAUAGUAUCGAAAGAACUGAAACAAAAAAAGGCUAAGGAAUAUCAAGCGGUUAAAGAUUGUUUAGAUCAAAUGUCAGAUAGUGUUUCUGAGCUUACAAAUUCAUUCAAAGAGUUUGAACACAUGAAGAGUGCAGAAUAUAGUGAAGGGGAUUUUGCUUGGUGUCAAAGCAAUGUGCAAACUUGGCUAAGUACUGUAUUGACUGAUACAUAUAUUUGUAUGGAUGGAUUUUAUGGGUACCCAAUGGGUGGUAAAAGGAUGGCUAUGAUUAAAGCUAGGGUACUUAAUGUUGCACAAGUUACUAGCAAUACGUUGGUUUUGUUUAAUGGAUUUGCAGCUUGGCAUAGAGCUAAUUCUAAUGGUGGCUUUAAAAAUAAACCUUAAAGCAAGAAGCAAGGUUGCAUAUAUAUAAA
Molecule: messenger RNA, 650 nt
Organism: Solanum verrucosum
Lineage: Eukaryota; Viridiplantae; Streptophyta; Magnoliopsida; Solanales; Solanaceae
Product: 21 kDa protein-like
Exons: 1
Coding region: 1-621 (206 amino acids)
Biological process (GO): negative regulation of catalytic activity
Molecular function (GO): enzyme inhibitor activity
Source: RefSeq, a predicted model, not a curated record